CAAAUUAGUGGAUUGCAUAUCAGCAGAAUUCUGCACGCAUAUAAAAGCUAGACAAUUCGAUUUGCACGUCCCAUCCUUGGAAUUUUUGGCAGCUUCGGACUCGAGAACGAAUCAUGAAAACCGCCUUUGUUUUGUGCUUGGCAGUCGCCGCUGUUUCCGCAAGGUCAGCAGGUCGACUUCCUGAUAUUGUCCGCAACAGGCUCCUCGGAGGACCCAGGGUUGUCGGCGGUGAACUCGCUGAACCCGGUCAGUUUCCGUACCAAGCCAGUUUGCAAUAUUUCGGCCAGCACUUCUGCGGCGGUGACAUCGUCGCCCCCAAUGUAGUUCUCACUGCUGCUCAUUGUUUGGAAGGCUUCUCCGCGUCUGAAAUCACUGUCAACGUUGGCUUGAACAACUUGUUCAACCCUGGCUCGAAUUUGCAGCAGCGCAGCGUGGCUCGCAUGGAGUACAACAACGAAUUCCCCGGAUCUGGUUUGACGUACGACAUCGGAUACAUCAUCCUGGAGAGCGACCUCGAUUUGAACGACGCCGUGCAACCCAUUCCUUUGCCCAGCGCUGAUUUGACUCCGUCUCUGGAACCCGGAAAGUGUACCCUGUCAGGAUGGGGUGCGACCAACUCAGGGGGUUCUGUGUACCCGGAUGACCUGUUCUACGCCGAACUCCAGGGGUUGAGCGACGAUGAUUGCCAACAGCUCAUGGACAACCUGGCGAACCCGCCAUUCGGGGUCUCGUUCGAACCCGAAGCCCACUUCUGCGCCUACACCCCGGAAGGUGGCAUCAAUGCCUGCUACGGUGAUUCCGGCGGACCAUUGGUGUGCGAGUCCAACGAGGAUGGCGAAAGGUACCUCUUCGGAGUGGUGUCCUGGGGUCCAUCCACGUGUGGUGAACAGGGAUUCCCCGCCAUCUACACUGACGUGCUCACCUACUUGCCCUGGAUCCUUGAAAACGCUGGGCUGAGAGCCUGAACGCCGAUCAAGAGAUUCCCCACAUUCCCGCUGACCAAAAACACUCACCUCCCUUGAAGUCUCUGUAACGAGGCUUCAGUUUUUGAUCAGAUAUGUGAUUCGAUCUUCCCUGCUCUUGAGGGCAACAGCGGGACGGUGCUUGAAAAUGCACGCCAUUUUGAUCUACUGUAUA
This is a messenger RNA of Notodromas monacha, 1137 nucleotides long. Lineage: Eukaryota; Metazoa; Arthropoda; Ostracoda; Podocopida; Cyprididae. The record is from the annotation of a GenBank genome assembly.